Micropterus dolomieu (smallmouth bass) is the source of this 2270-nucleotide messenger RNA. Its product is annotated as protocadherin gamma-A11-like. Gene Ontology annotation, molecular function: calcium ion binding. Gene Ontology annotation, biological process: homophilic cell-cell adhesion. The annotation marks the transcript as partial. The record is from RefSeq and is a predicted model, not a curated record. Gene Ontology annotation, cellular component: plasma membrane. Lineage: Eukaryota; Metazoa; Chordata; Actinopteri; Centrarchiformes; Centrarchidae. The transcript has a single exon.
AUUGCAAGACGUGGAUUUAUUUUCUUCAGUUAAUUCAUAGCCUAUGUAAACAGUCUGUAGAUCACCUGGUAUUUUCUGGAUUUAUAUAUCGGUACUAGAUAAUGGAACGAAACGGACAGGACUCAUGGCAAAAAGGAAGGAGAUGGGUCGCCGUCGUGCUGACUUUGAGUUUGAUUGUCGGCAAGGCAUCGGGACAGAUAAGAUAUUCUAUAUCGGAAGAGAUCAAGGAAGGAACUGCUGUUGGGAAUGUAGCAAAGGAUCUGGGAAUCGAUCCUAAUAUAUUAAAAACAAGGGGAUUUCGUAUUGUGUCUGGCUCCACUGAACCCCUUUUCGAGGUAAACCAAAAUGAUGGGAUUUUGUACGUAAAUCAUAAUAUUGACCGAGAGAAAAUAUGCCAGCGGACCAGUGCAUGUUUGAUCAACCUUAAAACUGUGCUAGAGAACCCACUGGAGAUCCAUUAUGUCGCUGUGGAAGUGUUAGACGUGAAUGACCACUCGCCGUCUUUCCCGGAGAGCAAAAAAAGGCUAGAGAUUUCAGAGUCCACUUUACCGGGGACCAGAUUUCAGCUGCACGCUGCUCUGGAUCCAGACGGAGGUGUGAAUUCCGUUCAACAGUACAAAUUAAGUCAAAACAAUAAUUUUCGUCUAGAAGUGAAAGAUCGCGGAAAAGAUGGCAAAGUGCCUAUUUUACAAUUACAAAACCCCAUAGACAGAGAGGCCUCUAGCAGCCAUAAACUACUGCUUACAGCCCUGGACGGGGGUAAACCUCCUAAAACAGGGACCAUGGAGAUAUUUAUAGACGUUUUAGAUGUGAAUGAUAACGCGCCAGUGUUUGCACAAGAUGUCUAUUCUGCUGAGAUAAAUGAGAAUUCACCAACUGGAACAAUAGUCAUACGAGUAAAUGCCACAGAUAUAGACGACGGUUUUAAUGGAGAUGUCAGCUAUUCUUUUGGUAAUGUGAACACUAAGGUGCGCGAACUGUUUGAUGUCGAUCCGAGCACAGGUGAAAUAACUGUGAAAGGGCAAUUAGACUACGAACUGGAUGACAGUUACGAGAUAGAUAUCCAAGCAUCUGACAGCGGUGCUGUUCCAUUUAGGACGGAAAAAAGCGUUACUGUAAAUAUUAAAGACAUGAAUGACAACGCACCUGUAAUUGAGGUAACCUCACAGUCCAACACAAUUUCAGAGGAUUCUAGACCAGGAACGACAGUAGCACUUAUCAGCAUUACCGAUUUGGACUCUGGGGUGAACGGGAAAGUUAUCAGCUUUGUAAAAGGCGACGUCCCUUUCACAUUAACGCCAUCAAUACAGGACAACAUGUACGCUGUCGUGACAAAGUCACAGCUUGACAGAGAAAACAAGUCAAUUUAUAAUGUAACAGUAAUCGCGAAAGAUGCAGGUGAGCCAGCCUUAACAUCUGAACAGACAUUAAGAGUUGUUGUAUCCGACGUAAACGAUAACAGUCCUGAGUUUUCAAUAAGCGGAUAUCAUGUUUAUGUCACUGAGAAUAACCCUCUUGGAAUGUCCAUAUUUUCUAUACGCGCGUCUGAUCGCGACGAGGGAGAUAACGCUCUCAUCUCAUAUCAAAUUCAGAGGAAUGCAGGUUAUGAAAAUAAAGCAACAUCAUUCCUAAACAUAAACUCUGAAAACGGAGACAUUUUGGCGCUAAAAAGUUUCGACUUUGAAACUCUGAAAACGUUCCAGUUCCAAGUUGUUGCCUCCGAUUCUGGAACUCCGUCACUGAGCAGCAACGUCACAGUGAACGUGUUCAUUCUGGAUCAGAACGACAACGCUCCAGUCAUCCUGUAUCCAGUCAGCUCUAACGGUUCUGCUGAAGGCGUGGAGGAGAUUCCCCGCAAUGUGAACGCAGGACACUUGGUGACUAAAGUCAGAGCCUAUGACGCUGAUAUAGGAUAUAACGGCUGGUUACUCUUUUCACUGCAGCAAGUCACUGACCACAGUCUCUUUGGUUUGGACCGCUAUACAGGACAGAUCAGAACACUUCGCUCCUUCACAGAGACAGACGAGGCUGAGCACAAACUGAUCAUACUGGUCAAAGACAAUGGGAACGUGUCGCUCUCAGCAACAGCUACUGUGGUGGUCAAACUUGUGGAGCCCAAAGAGGCUUUUGCAGCUUCUGAUGUUAAAAGUUCAGCCAAAGAUGAGGAGGGGACCGAUGUGACUUUUUAUCUGAUGAUAACUUUGGGCUCAGUUUCUGUACUUUUUCUCAUCAGUAUCAUCGUGCUGAUUGCAAUGCAGUGCUCCAAAACC